Ascochyta rabiei is the source of this 690-nucleotide messenger RNA. RefSeq lists its product as uncharacterized. Lineage: Eukaryota; Fungi; Ascomycota; Dothideomycetes; Pleosporales; Didymellaceae. The transcript is spliced from 2 exons. The record is from RefSeq and is a predicted model, not a curated record. The coding region runs from base 1 to 690 and encodes 229 amino acids.
AUGCGCCAAUCCAUUGCCAUCCUCACGUUCCUUGCCAGUGCGGCGCUUGCAGAUGAUGUCUUGUCGUUCAUCUUUCCCGGUGGUUAUGAUGGCGUUGCCCCCGUUGCAACCGUCGAGUCUGUAAACCCUUCGACCACAUCGGCGCUCGUGACCUGCCCUACAGGCACUGCUGCAGACGAAUGCGGCUGGGGCAAUGGUCUCAAUGUCCAGAUCAUCAGCGGCACCCGUUACGAAGCCGUCAUGUCGGCGGCGUCCUUGUACGUGAGCUACGGCUGCGACUACAACUCGGUGGCCACCCAGAUGACGUGCACCGCUGAGACGUCUGACCAAGACGCACAAACCGCGAUAUUGUCUGGGAGCGAUGUCGCCUUCAUUACCGCCAGCGUCGUCGAGGGCGCUGAAAAGUUGAGUGGCGCCAGCGCGACCGGCAGCGCCAGUGCCAGUGCCAGUGCCAGUGCCAGCGGCUCUGCCGCCCCCACCAGUUCUGGUUCCGCUGCUGCAAGUUCUGCUCUGCGAACAAGCAUCGCCUCAGCUUCUGGUACCGCUGCUGCUGGUAGCCACGCUUCCGGUCCUCCUUCAGCAACUGCCAGCAGCUCCGCCCCUCAAAGCACCGGCGCUGCCGCUAGGUUCGGUAUCGAGGGUACUGCGCUGCUCGCUUUGGCUGGUGCCGCUGCGCUGAACGUCUUAUAG